This is a messenger RNA of Lachnellula hyalina, 2094 nucleotides long. RefSeq names its product F-box/WD repeat-containing protein (gene Fbxw7). The transcript is spliced from 5 exons. Gene Ontology annotation, cellular component: Set1C/COMPASS complex. The record is from RefSeq and is a predicted model, not a curated record. Lineage: Eukaryota; Fungi; Ascomycota; Leotiomycetes; Helotiales; Lachnaceae. Gene Ontology annotation, molecular function: histone binding. Bases 1 to 2094 code for a protein of 697 amino acids.
AUGGAGGGUUACAGACCUUUGAGUCUGACUGAAAGAAGGGCUUCGAUGGGUUUCAACCCAGAUGACGGCGAUCUCUCUCCCACCACCCGCGCAACCCUAACCCUCAACACCACGAAUAAUGUACGCUUGCCCUCUCGAGUCGAAAAGAUCGUGCAGACACGGCCACGAGGGCCUCCGACCCCUAAUAUGAUGACCCCGUCAGCAGACCCAGACUCCCCAACACAUUCGAGCCAUGAUCCGCCCCCACCCCCUACACCAGCAGCGAGUCCAGGUCCGGACCAUCCACAGCCGGAUUGGAGCCAAGCAGGAGACGAGGAAGAUGUUUAUUUGUCAGAUAUGCGAGUGCGUUUCAAUACCAGCUCCUACCCGGAGCGGACAAGGCUGCUGGCCGAUCUGUUGAACAUAUGUACCAGCCGGGAGCUCAGCUUUGUACGGCAGUACAUAGAUCCUUUGCUAAAGAAAGACCCUUUCACCAGUCUACCAAAUGAGAUAUGUUUACGGAUACUCUCUUUCAUCGACGACCCCAAGGUCCUCGCUCGCGCAUCUCAGGUCUCGCAAAGAUGGCGAGAAUUACUGGCUGAUGAUGUAACAUGGAUGAAGUUGUGUGCAAAACACGAUUACGGGCGGAGGAUGUCAGAAGCGCAUAUCAGCACGCCUCCCUUCUCCUCGCUACGACCUCCCCCAAACCCAAUAUUUGGAUAUUUUGACGGCGAAACACCGACUUAUUCAUAUCCAGGGGCGACAGCAGUAGCACCGCAUGUUCCUGGCAAUUCGAGGAGUUUUGAUAGUGCUACCAGUUCGAAUGCUUUGAGGAGGCCGAAGAUUAGAUCAUACAAGUCGCAUUUUAAACAAAGAUACUUGGUGGAGACGGCAUGGAGGACUGGUGGAAGAAACAUUGCGAGGCAUAUUACGCAGGAUCAAGGGGUGGUGACAAGUCUACAUCUUACGCCUAAAUACAUUGUGGUGGCGCUGGAUAAUGCGAAGAUUCAUGUAUUCAACACGGAUGGGAAUCAACAAAAAACGUUGCAGGGGCACGUCAUGGGUGUUUGGGCUAUGGUUCCUUGGGAGGAUACUCUUGUUAGUGGAGGAUGUGAUAGAGACGUCCGGGUGUGGGAUAUGUCUACUGGCGAGAGCCUACAUACUCUUCGAGGGCAUACGUCGACAGUACGUUGCUUGAAAAUGUCAGAUGCGAACACAGCCAUUUCUGGCUCACGAGAUACGACACUGAGAGUUUGGGAUAUCAAAACUGGACUUUGCAAAAAUGUCCUCGUGGGUCAUCAAGCCAGCGUCAGGUGUCUGGAGAUCAAGGGUGAUAUUGUGGUUUCCGGCAGUUAUGAUACAACUGCAAGGGUUUGGAGUAUUUCUGAAGGGAGGUGUCUCCGGACGCUUACCGGGCAUUUCUCUCAGAUUUACGCCAUUGCUUUUGAUGGCUCAAGAAUAGCAACAGGCAGUCUAGAUACAAGUGUGAGGAUAUGGGAUCCAAAUAAUGGCGCUUGCGUAGCAAUUCUUCAAGGCCAUACUUCCUUGGUUGGUCAGCUUCAGAUGCGCGGGAAUACUCUCGUGACUGGUGGGUCUGAUGGUUCAGUACGAGUCUGGUCCUUGGAAAAGAUGGCACCCAUACAUAGAUUGGCUGCUCAUGAUAAUAGUGUGACGAGUUUGCAAUUUGACGAUACCCGGGUCGUGAGUGGAGGUAGUGAUGGCAGAGUCAAGGUCUGGGAUUUGAAGACUGGUGUAUUGGUCAGGGAACUCACCGCUCCUGCUGAUGCAGUAUGGAGAGUUGCAUUUGAAGAGGAAAAGUGUGUUGUGAUGGCCAGCCGAUCAAAUCGGACAAUUAUGGAGGUUUGGUCAUUCUCUCCCCCUGAAGAGCAACUAUACGAAAGGGAUACUCUCGUCCAACGCCUACUAUCCACAACCCCGAGGCCAUUAAGUGCUCUCGAAUACCGAUCAAAUCCGAAUGCUCAAGACCAACCGAUGUCGGGACUGCUUUCACAAGAAGCUGCUUACUGCAAAGACGAUGUGGACAUGACGGAUGCGGGGCCAUCAACGGCACCACCUCAAGCCACAGGGCCAACGUUCUUCCACGAUGAUGACUGA